AGCGUUCGCAUUACGCGAGAUUCGUCCUCGAAUAUUCCGAGCACGAAUCGACACCUUAAGCUAUCUGAGCGAAAAGCAAAUCGUUGAGAGGUAUCGUCUGUCGACGGAGGGUAUUAUUUACCUCGAGGAGUUAAUUCGUGCCGAUUGCGAGCCUAUGAGUGACAGGAGUCACUCACUGAACGUCAGAACAAAGCUCCUAGUUACACUACGCUACCUUGCCAAAGGAGAUUUUUAUAGCGAGGUUGGAGAUCUGCAUGGAGUCAGCAGGAGCUCUGUGUGCCGGUGUAUUCAACAGGUUAUAAGUGCCAUUAACCGAAACCUGAACAACAUCACCUUCCCAACAUCUUUGCAUGACCUUGCUGCAACAAAACAGAAGUUCCAUCGUGUAGCAGGAAUCCCGAAUGUUAUAGGCGCUGUGGAUGGAACACUGAUCCCAAUUCAAGCUCCAUCUGAAAAUCCUCAGACGUAUGUGUGCCGAAAAGGAUACCAUGCUGUAAACAUUCAAGCUGUUGUGGAUAGCAGCUUAAAGUUUGUUUAUUUUGUUGUACCCCAUUGGUAGGGAGAGG
Messenger RNA from Dreissena polymorpha, 566 nucleotides. RefSeq names its product putative nuclease HARBI1. Lineage: Eukaryota; Metazoa; Mollusca; Bivalvia; Myida; Dreissenidae. The record is from RefSeq and is a predicted model, not a curated record. The transcript has 3 exons. The coding region runs from base 155 to 559 and encodes 134 amino acids.